UGAGGUUAGGGGUGGUUUGAGAGUUCCUCAUUAUUUAGGAUAUAAAGGGUCGAGGAGCUGGGAGGGAGAACCAGACAGCUGGACACUGGACUUCUCCUGUCAGCCCAUCAAUAUUCUGUGUCUAUUGAUUCCGAAUCUGUUUGACCAAAAUGAAGAGUCUUUUUCUCCUGGUGCUGCUCUGCAGUGCUGAGCUGAUCUCCUCUUUUGCUGAUAGAGAUUUUAAAGCUGAUACAUAUGUUAAAGCUGAUACAGAUGUUGAAGCUGAUACAGAUGUUGAAGCUGAUACAUAUAUUAAAGCUGAUACAGAUGUUGUAGCUGAUGCAGAUGUGGACGUCAAGGACUGGGGAGCCUAUUGCACCACUACCUUCCCAGGGCUGUGUGAGAGCCAGUCUUACAGGCAUGGGAUCACUGUCUACACCUUCUACAGUAUGCAAAACAACUUCACUGACGCUGAGUUCUACUGUCGUCAACGGGCUCGUGGUGGACACCUGGCUUCAGUUCACAACAGCCAUAUCAACCAAGCCCUCACCUGCCUGACCACGCACUGCAACAACGCGGUUCGAGUGUGGCUAGGAGCCUACGAGAUGUUCAGGAGCCGCAAGUUUCUGUGGACUGAUGGAUCCAGCUGGGAUUAUUCUAACUGGGUUUCCAGCUGGCCAAGGUACUAUAGCAUGGCAUGUGUGGAACUGAACUGGGGAGUGAGGGGACAAUGGAGCGACCAUUCCUGUAGUAUAAGGAAGCCCUUUGUGUGUGAACACAGGCACUGAGGCAAGAAGAAGCUUCGAGGCUCAUCCGCGCUACGCUUGGCAGUUUUAAAAAGGAGCUCCCUCAUAAGUCAGAAUGUUGAACCACCGUCCGUGACUGUAAAGAAAUCUCGAUAAAGAGAGAAAGCGGCUUGAAAUAUCACUGUGAGCGCUUUCUGUUUUACAUUUUUUUUUUGGGGGGGGGGUGGAUGUGUUUUUUGAUACCAUACUACUAAAAGUGAAUUGUAAAACCAGCAUGGUUCAGAUUAAAACAAACAAAGGACAGUACCACACAGCCACCACCAAGGGGCGGUAAAACAAAGGGUUUAGCUUUUCUUCUGGGGAAGGCCAAAGAAGAUUCGAAUUUCGCUGUCGUGGUUCAAAUUACAAUUAGAGGUUUAAAACAACACCUUUUUAUUUCAUUUUUACCUGGUUUUAGGAGCUGUUUUGAGAAGCUUUUCUGGAGAAUUCUAAUCGCCAACCUCUGAACAGCUUCCUUCGUUCCACUUGCGUAGAGCAGGCAUGAGCUGGUGAGGGGUUAGGGGGCGGGGCUGGGGGCUGGCGGAGUUCAAAGGUCACGCUCUCGUGUGAUUCGAAUGAGGGCCCGGCAGUCAGGAUUCUCCAGAGAAGCUAAAAAAAAGCCUGAUUUUAGAUAAAAAAUAUAUUUUCAGAUCCUUUCUCUUUAUCGUUGCUCUAAGGCAUUCAGUCAGUACUGCUCUUGUAAUCAAAUACAAUUGAGAAGAGGGACUCCCAAGCAUAAAGACAAGGCUUCAAAUCACAUUGUAGAAAUGAAUCGAUAUUUUAAUUCACAUUUUUGAAGGAGUGUUGACCAUCUAUAAAACGCAUUCUCUCGCCUCUUAUUAGCUUUAUUAACAUGAUCACCGGUCCCUCCCUUUAAAGGAGCGCUGACCAUCUUUAAAAUCCAUUCUCUCACCUCUUAUUAGCUUUAUUAACACCAUCAGUGGUCCCUAUUUUAAGAGGUUCCAGCCUAGGCGAUUUUGAAAGCUAUUUUGAAUACAAUAUUAUACAUAAUAUCAGUGUUGUUGUAUUUUUUUAUACUGUUAUAAGAAGCCUGAUGUAAAAAAUGUGUGAAACAAAAUGUUGAACAUUCUUUACAUUGUGUAAAAUCCUGCAUGCGCUUUGCUUUUGAAUGCAAUAAUAAAACAGCGUUUGAUCAGCAUUGAAAAAGAAA
Molecule: messenger RNA, 1935 nt
Organism: Acipenser ruthenus (sterlet)
Lineage: Eukaryota; Metazoa; Chordata; Actinopteri; Acipenseriformes; Acipenseridae
Product: lectin-like
Exons: 6
Coding region: 150-767 (205 amino acids)
Source: RefSeq, a predicted model, not a curated record